Episyrphus balteatus (marmalade hoverfly) is the source of this 2926-nucleotide messenger RNA. RefSeq lists its product as uncharacterized. NCBI's taxonomy places the organism in Eukaryota, Metazoa, Arthropoda, Insecta, Diptera, Syrphidae. Gene Ontology annotation, cellular component: cytoplasm. The coding region runs from base 218 to 2740 and encodes 840 amino acids. Gene Ontology annotation, molecular function: ubiquitin conjugating enzyme binding; ubiquitin protein ligase activity. The record is from RefSeq and is a predicted model, not a curated record. The transcript has 5 exons. Gene Ontology annotation, biological process: multicellular organism development; proteasome-mediated ubiquitin-dependent protein catabolic process.
ACGAUAAUCCAGAAAGAUUGAAGUUUGUUUUUAAAUUCGAUGUCAAAAAUUAGAAUUUUGGUUAAAUAAAGGAAUUGGAAAAAGUCGAAUCUAAGUUUUUGAAUAUUUAAUAACAUUUGCAAAAAAAUUACCUACCAAAGCGGAACCCACAUGAUCGCAUAUAAAUCAACUAACUGAACAUUUUGGAAGACGAGAAGCCAGUUAUAAUUCAAAAGUAAUGCGAAAAUUGUGCAAGAUACAAACUUACCCGAACGGAACGCUUGGUCUACAUUUAAGUCGCGCUCCAUGGGAUCCAUACCCUUGGGUAAGUGGAGUGCAAGAUGGUUCGAAUGCGUACCAGGCUGGAGUGCGUGCCGGUGAUACGGUACUUGAGCUAAAUGACUGUGAUGUGCUAGGACAGAAAAUAUCUGAAUUAGCAGCUAAAAUACAAAAACAUUGCGAAGGUGGUUGCAAUUAUGUUACGAUGCUGAUAUGGCGAAAUAAGACUGAUAAUAGUGUGGUAAACCAAGAUUCAUUGCAAAAAUUUGCAAAAUGCCUCCAGAACGUUGCUCAACUCUUAGAAUGUCCCAUCUGCCUUGAGAUCGUUAAACCACCCGGAUGGCAAUGCUGUAAUGGACACGUGCUCUGCAAUAGUUGUCGAGGUCGUACAGUCAAAUGUCCCAUUUGUCGAGUCACACUUGGACCACGAGGAAGAUGCCUACUCUCCGAUAAAUUGUUCACACUGCUCGCCGAGAGUUUUCCCUGCGAUGGAGUUAAAAAAGGCAAUUCACUGUCCAGAAACUACCCAAAUGACUGCCAUGAGACCCCACCACUCAUCAAAACUCAAAUUGACAAUUCACCACCAUCAUCGUCAUCGUCUUGUUCAUCGUCCUCAUCGUCUUCAUCAUCAUCAUCAUCAUCACCGUCACCAUCACCACGAACUUUCGAAAAAGUCUAUCAACGAAAGCAGUUAACAGAGAACGCAAUUUUAAAUCAUCUCAAAAACCCAAAUAACAAAAACAACAAAAACAAGCAUCAUGACAACAAUAAACUAGCUGUUGGUAGUAAAUCAAGAACUCCUGACGACAACAGAGUAAAAAAAGAAGAACACGAAGAAACAAAAAAUAACGACGACGAAGACGUCAACAUUGUCGUCCAUAAACUUAAUCAAAAGUCAAAGAAGAAAAACGAUUUUGUCGACAACUACGACGACGAUGCCAAAGAAUAUGGUUCUUCUUGCAAUUUACCCCCCUACCAACCCCACCAACAAUACCAAUAUCAUCAUCAAAACCUCCCUCGUCGGUGUUGUGUACUCCUCGGACAACAGGAGUUAACUUUUCAUUGUCCAACUGGGAAAUCAUUGUGCUCCUCCACCGAUCGACCCAACUCUGACUACAACCUCGAUUCUAAAGCCAAGACGUUAAAUUGCAUCUGGACACAAGAUAUCAGCCAUCAUCAUCGUUUUCGUAGUCGUCCUCAUCCAAGUCGAAGAAAACUAAAAGGUGAGGAGGAGUCGGCGAACUUUGUUGAAAGUCCUGGUAAAUUUAUCACGAAAUGGGACAUCCUGUCCCAUUUGACUCAGGUUCAUCAAAUUUCUGUUGCACAGCAUUAUGCUAACUUUGGUCAAGCAGUUCGCUUGCAAUUGUUGCAAAAUUUUAAGUCCAUUCCUUGCAUUACAAUUCAAUCAGAACGCAACUGGACUCGGGAUAAGGAGAACUUAAUGCAAGCUUUUAUGUCAUCAACAAGGAUGUGCAGAGAAAAAGUCCAAGGACAUGGGCCAGAACAUAAAACGACAGUUCAUCGCAGCAAUUUCAUUCAACAGCAACAGCAAACGAAUAGUACAGAAUUAUUCUUUGUUGCUUGCGUGCCUUUAGAAGACGAUGACGAUGACGCUGACGACGAUGAAUCAACGAUGGCUGACGGCAACUUGAAAAAGGAGGAAGGAUUUCAUCGAAAUUCCAUGAAUGACAUUUUGCAUGCAGAUCCCGCAGAUGAUAUACCACCAAGUUACGAUGUUGUUGGUAAUACCGCAGGACCUACUAUUCCGUCGUCGUCGUCGUCAGUUGUUGUUGUUGUUGAUGGAGGACCCCAGGCACCAUAUACGGGGGUCAUUAAAAUAGAAACGAAAUCAAAAUCAACCCGGAAAGGCAGCCAUAGUCAAACAACAACUGGCCAUUUGAUUCUGGAUUCAACUUCAGUUGAAGCUGAAGCCAAAGCUGAUCCGGUGAAGUUUGCAACCUCCUCCUCGCAAUCACGAUAUGUCAAGGACUGCCCAACCAAUUCCCAUGGUCGUAGCACCGGUUACAGGAACAUUGGCCUAGGGGUCGAUGCAUGUACUUGGUGUUCCUUUCAAUCUUCUUCCCAUUCAUCCUUGUCCUCUUCUUCAUCACCAUCAUCAUCAUCAUCGUCCUUGGCAUCCUAUUCGAUGUCCAGUUCGACGAGCUCCUCACAUUGUUGUUGUUCGUCUCCUUCCGACGACACUGCUGGCACUGGUGUAGUGAGCCGACAGCGACAGCAUGCAAUUUUCAUUUGGUAUUUCGGCAACGAAUACGACGUGAAAAACUUUCAAACUGUGAUCGAAUGCAAACGUACAGGACUCAAAUGGACAGGUUGUGUCCACCCAUUGACGAAAAGUUGGUCGUCCUUGCAACGGCAACAGCAGCAGCAUCAGCAACGGCACAUGGAACAGCAAUUUCUUGUAGUCGAUACGAUGCCAGAUGGCGGCGACAAUUUUUUCGAUAUUCUCAUUCAAACUAAAUAGCAUCUAUCUCUAAAAACAUAUAUUUUGUUCUCUCUUUCUCUACUUCUGUAGAUGUACUGUAUUUGGGAUUGAACCGAUUGAUGAGAAAAAUCUGAGGAGAACUUCUACGGACUAAAAGUUAUGAAUUAUUUAAAAAUAUUUUUAAGAAACUUAGAUUGAAAAGCUUUAAUUAAAAAAAGAAUUAAA